CGGCGCUGCGCUGCGCCGUGCUGCGCUCCAGCCGGGACCCGGCCGGGGCCGCUGGAUGCCGCGUCUCCACUCCUGCUGCCUGCCGGGCGGGCUCCGGCGGCCGCUACAAGGUAGGGUCCAAAGACCCCGUGUUACGCAUUCAUAGUUCGCUGGGGACACAACCCCUAAAGCCAGCACAUCCACCAUGUUUAACCUCAUGAAGAAAGAUAAGGACAAAGAUGGUGGGCGGAAGGAGAAGAAGGAGAAGAGGGAGAAGAAGGAGCGCAUGUCAGCCGCAGAACUGCGGAGUCUGGAAGAGAUGAGCAUGCGCCGCGGCUUCUUCAACCUGAACCGGUCCUCCAAGCGUGAAUCCAAGACUCGCCUGGAAAUCUCCAACCCCAUCCCUAUCAAGGUGGCCAGCGGCUCCGACCUGCACCUGACAGACAUCGACUCUGACAGCAAUCGGGGCAGCGUCAUCCUGGACUCGGGCCACCUAAGCACAGCCAGCUCCAGUGAUGACCUCAAGGGUGAGGAAGGCAGCUUCCGGGGCUCUGUGCUGCAGCGGGCAGCCAAGUUCGGCUCCCUGGCCAAGCAGAACUCUCAGAUGAUUGUCAAACGUUUCUCCUUCUCCCAGAGGAGCCGAGAUGAGAGUGCUUCAGAGACGUCGACCCCCUCUGAGCACUCUGCAGCUCCAUCACCUCAGGUAGAGGUGAGGACGCUUGAGGGACAGCUAUUGCAGCAUCCUGGGCUAGGCAUCCCUCGAUCAGGACCACGGUCUCGAGUCCCCGAGCUGGUGACUAAAAGAUUCCCCGCUGACCUACGUCUCCCUGCUGUGGUGCCCCCGCCACCUCCUGCUCUCCGGGAGCUAGAGUUGCAGCGACGACCCACGGGAGACUUUGGCUUCUCACUACGGCGCACAACCAUGCUGGACCGGGCCCCUGAGGGGCAGGCUUAUCGGCGGGUGGUUCACUUUGCCGAGCCAGGCGCAGGCACCAAGGACCUGGCCUUGGGGCUGGUGCCAGGAGAUCGGCUGGUGGAGAUUAACGGACAGAAUGUGGAAAAUAAGUCCAGGGAUGAAAUCGUAGAGAUGAUCCGGCAGUCUGGGGACAGUGUGCGGCUCAAGGUGCAGCCCAUCCCAGAGCUCAGCGAGCUGAGCCGGAGCUGGCUGCGAACUGGUGAUGGACACCGCAGGGAGCCGGCUGAUCUGGACCCCGAGGCCGUCUCUCCUGCCCACAGCCAGGUAGGGUGCUCCUGCCCCACUCAGGAGCCCUCUGCUUUCUCCGGUGACAACCCAGCAUCCCCACCUUGCACCUGGGUUGGCGUCUGUGCUCGGGCCUCCUGCUGGAGUGCCAGGACGGAAGAGCAGAUUGCUGCUGAGGAGGCCUGGUAUGAGACCGAGAAGGUGUGGCUGGUCCAUAAGGAUGGGUUCUCCUUAGCUAGCCAGCUCAAGUCGGAGGAGCUCAGCCUACCUGAGGGGAAGGUGCGUGUCAAACUAGACCACGAUGGAGCCAUCCUGGACGUGGACGAAGAGGACGUGGAGAAGGCGAAUGCUCCCUCCUGUGACCGCCUGGAAGACCUGGCCUCCCUGGUGUAUCUCAACGAGUCCAGCGCCCUGCACACACUACGCCAGCGCUAUGGGGCUAGCCUGCUACACACCUAUGCCGGCCCCAGCCUGCUGGUCCUCAGCCCCCGAGGGGCCCCUGCUGUGUAUUCAGAGAAGGUGUUACACAUGUUCAAGGGGUGUCGGAGGGAGGACAUGGCACCCCACAUCUACGCCGUGGCCCAAACUGCAUAUAGGGCAAUGUUGAUGAGCCGCCAGGACCAGUCCAUUGUCCUUUUGGGCAGCAGCGGCAGCGGCAAGACCACCAGCUUUCAGCAUUUGGUGCAGUAUCUGGCUACUAUCGCUGGUACCAGUGGGAGCAAGGUGUUUUCUGUGGAGAAGUGGCAGGCCCUGUCCACCCUCCUGGAAGCCUUUGGAAACAGCCCGACCAUCAUGAACAGCAGUGCCACCCGCUUCUCUCAGAUCCUCUCCCUGGACUUUGACCAAGCUGGCCAGGUGGCCUCGGCCUCCAUUCAGACGAUGCUUUUGGAGAAGCUGCGUGUGGCCCGGCGCCCAGCCGGCGAGGCCACUUUCAACGUCUUCUACUACCUGCUGGCCUGUGGGGAUGGUACCCUCAGGACAGAGCUCCACCUGAACCACUUGGCAGAGAACAACGUGUUUGGCAUCGUGCCCCUGGCCAAGCCUGAGGAGAAGCAGAAAGCUGCUCAGCAGUUCAGCAAACUACAGACAGCCAUGAAGGUGUUGGCCAUCUCCCCCGAGGAACAGAAGGCCUGCUGGCUCAUCCUGGCUUCCAUCUACCACCUGGGGGCUGCUGGAGCUACCAAAGCUGGACGUAAGCAGUUUGCCCGCCACGAGUGGGCCCAGAAGGCCGCAUACCUGCUGGGCUGCAGCUUGGAAGAACUCUCCUCAGCUAUCUUCAAGCACCAGCUAAAAGGUGGCACCCUGCAGCGGUCCACCUCCUUCCGUCAGGGCCCCGAGGAGAGCGGCCUGGGAGAGGGCACCAAACUGAGUGCUCUGGAGUGCUUAGAGGGCAUGGCAUCUGGCCUCUACAGCGAGCUCUUUACUCUCCUCAUCUCCCUGGUGAACAGGGCUCUCAAGUCUAGCCAGCACUCGCUCUGCUCCGUGAUGAUUGUGGAUACGCCAGGGUCCCAGAACCCUGAGUGGGGCGGGUCAGCCCGGGGAGCCUCCUUUGAGGAGCUGUGCCACAACUACGCCCAGGACAGGCUGCAGAGGCUGUUCCACGAGCGCGCCUUCCUGCAGGAGUUGGAGAGAUACAAGGAGGAGAACAUCGAACUGGCAUUUGAUGACUUGGAGCCAGCCACAGAUGACUCCGUGGCCGCUGUGGACCAGGCUUCCCACCAGCCCCUGGUUCGCUCACUGGCUCAUGCUGAUGAGGCAAGGGGACUACUGUGGCUCCUGGAAGAGGAGGCACUGGUGCCAGGUGCCACUGAGGAUGCCCUCCUCGACCGUCUUUUCUCCUAUUAUGGGCCCCAGGAAGGUGACAAAAAAGGCCAGAGUCCAGUUCUACGAAGUAGCAAACCAAGGCAUUUUCUCCUGGGCCACAGCCACGGUACCAACUGGGUGGAGUACAAUGUGGCCGGCUGGCUGAACUACACCAAGCAGAACCCAGCCACCCAGAAUGCACCCCGGCUCCUGCAGGAUUCCCAGAAGAAGAUCAUCAGCAACCUGUUUCUGGGCCGCGCAGGCAGUGCCACGGUGCUCUCAGGAUCCAUUGCAGGCCUGGAAGGUGGCUCCCAGCUGGCCUUGCGCCGGGCGACUAGCAUGAGGAAAACCUUUACCACGGGCAUGGCCGCUGUCAAGAAGAAGUCGCUGUGCAUACAGAUUAAGCUACAAGUGGAUGCCCUCGUUGACACCAUCAAGAGGUCCAAGAUGCAUUUUGUGCACUGUUUCCUGCCUGUGGCUGAGGGCUGGCCCGGGGAGCCCCGAUCUGCCUCUUCCCGCCGAGUUAGCAGCAGCAGUGAGCUGGACCUGCCCCCGGGGGACCCCUGUGAGGCUGGGCUGCUCCAACUGGAUGUGUCCCUGCUCCGUGCCCAGCUUCGGGGAUCCCGCCUGCUUGAUGCAAUGCGCAUGUACCGCCAAGGUUACCCAGACCACAUGGUGUUUUCCGAGUUCCGCCGUCGCUUUGAUGUCCUGGCUCCCCACCUGACCAAGAAACACGGGCGCAACUACAUAGUGGUGGAUGAGAAGCGGGCUGUGGAGGAGCUUCUGGAGUCCCUGGACCUGGAAAAGAGCAGCUGCUGCAUGGGCCUGAGUCGGGUUUUCUUCCGGGCAGGCACGUUGGCACGGCUGGAAGAACAGCGAGACGAGCAAACCAGCAGGCACCUGACCCUGUUCCAGGCGGCUUGCAGGGGCUACCUCGCCCGCCAGCACUUCAAGAAGAGAAAGAUCCAGGACCUGGCCAUCCGCUGUGUGCAGAAGAACAUCAAGAAGAACAAAGGGGUGAAGGAUUGGCCCUGGUGGAAGCUCUUCACCACCGUGCGGCCCCUCAUCCAAGUUCAGCUGUCAGAAGAGCAGAUCCGCAACAAAGACGAGGAGAUCGUGCAGCUACGCAGCAGGCUUGAGAAGGUGGAGAAAGAACGGAAUGAGCUCCGCCUCAACAGCGACCGGCUGGAGACCAGGAUCUCAGAGCUGACAUCGGAGCUGACUGAUGAGCGUAACACAGGAGAGUCCGCCUCCCAGCUGCUGGACGCAGAGACGGCCGAGAGGCUCCGAGCUGAGAAGGACAUGAAAGAGCUCCAGGCCCAGUACGAUGCACUGAAGAAGCAAAUGGAAGUGAUGGAGUUGGAGGUGAUGGAGGCCCGGCUCAUUCGGGCGGCCGAGAUCAACGGGGACGUGGACGACGAUGAUGCAGGGGGCGAGUGGCGGCUGAAGUACGAACGAGCCGUUCGGGAGGUGGACUUCACCAAGAAGCGGCUCCAGCAGGAGUUGGAAGACAAGAUGGAGGCGGAGCAGCAGAGCAGAAGGCAGCUGGAGAGGCGGCUUGGGGACCUGCAAGCAGAUAGUGACGAGAGUCAGCGGGCGCUACAGCAGCUCAAGAAGAAGUGCCAACGGCUCACAGGUGAGCUGCAAGACACCAAGCUGCACCUGGAGGGCCAGCAGGUCCGAAACCAUGAGCUGGAGAAGAAGCAGAAGAGGUUUGACAGCGAACUUUCCCAGGCACACGAGGAGACCCAGAGAGAGAAGCUGCAAAGGGAGAAACUUCAGCGGGAGAAGGACAUGCUCCUGGCUGAGGCUUUCAGCUUGAAACAGCAGCUGGAGGAAAAAGACACGGACAUUGCAGGGUUUACCCAGAAGGUCGUUUCCUUGGAGGCUGAGCUUCAGGACAUCUCUUCCCAAGAGUCCAAGGAUGAGGCUUCUCUGGCCAAGGUCAAGAAGCAGCUCCGGGACUUGGAGGCCAAGGUCAAAGAUCAGGAAGAGGAGCUGGAUGAGCAGGCGGGGAGUAUCCAGAUGCUGGAGCAGGCCAAGCUGCGCCUGGAGAUGGAGAUGGAGAGGAUGAGACAGACCCAUUCCAAGGAGAUGGAGAGUCGUGAUGAGGAGGUGGAAGAGGCCCGGCAGUCAUGCCAGAAGAAGUUGAAACAGAUGGAAGUGCAACUUGAGGAAGAGUACGAAGACAAGCAGAAGGCGCUGCGGGAAAAGCGGGAGCUAGAGAGCAAGCUCUCCACGCUCAGUGACCAGGUGAACCAGCGGGACUUCGAAUCAGAGAAGCGGCUGAGGAAAGACCUGAAGCGCACCAAAGCGCUGCUGGCGGAUGCCCAGAUCAUGCUGGACCACUUAAAGAACAACGCCCCCAGCAAGAGGGAGAUUGCCCAGCUAAAGAACCAGCUGGAAGAGUCGGAGUUCACCUGUGCAGCUGCUGUAAAAGCACGGAAAGCAAUGGAGGUGGAGAUGGAGGACCUGCACCUGCAGAUUGACGAUAUUGCCAAAGCCAAGGCAGCGCUGGAGGAGCAGCUGAGCCGACUUCAACGUGAGAAAAACGAGAUUCAGAACCGGCUAGAAGAGGAUCAGGAGGACAUGAAUGAGCUGAUGAAGAAGCAUAAGGCAGCCGUGGCCCAGGCCUCCCGGGACAUGGCACAGAUGAACGACCUCCAGGCUCAGUUAGAAGAAUCCAACAAGGAGAAGCAAGAGCUACAGGAGAAGCUACAAGCCCUGCAGAGCCAGGUGGAGUUCCUGGAACAGUCCAUGGUGGACAAGUCCCUCGUCAGCAGGCAGGAAGCAAAGAUCAGGGAGCUGGAGACACGCCUGGAGUUCGAAAAGACCCAAGCGAAGCGUCUGGAGAGCCUGGCUACCCGGCUCAAGGAGAACCUGGAGAAGCUGACUGAGGAACGGGACCAGCGCACUGCAGCGGAGACCCGGGAGAAGGAACAGAACAAGAGGCUCCAGCGGCAGCUCCGUGACACCAAGGAGGAGAUGAGCGAGCUCGCCAGGAAGGAAGCCGAGGCCAGCCGCAAGAAACAUGAGCUGGAGAUGGACCUUGAGAGCCUGGAAGCCGCGAACCAGAGCCUGCAGGCUGACCUAAAGUUGGCGUUCAAGCGCAUUGGGGACUUGCAAGCCGCCAUUGAGGACGAGAUGGAGAGCGACGGGAACGAAGACCUUAUCAACAGUGAGGGGGACUCGGAUGUGGACUCCGAGCUGGAGGACCGGGUCGACGGGGUCAAGUCCUGGUUGUCAAAGAACAAGGGACCUUCUAAGGCAGCUUCUGAUGACGGCAGCUUGAAGAGUUCCAGCCCGACCAGCCACUGGAAGUCCCUCGCCCCCGACCCCUCAGACGAUGAGCACGAGCCUGUGGGCAGCACCUGUAGAGCCCGAUUCUCCCACAAAUAUUUGAGUGACAGCGACACAGAGGCCAAGAUGACAGAGACCAAUGCGUAGCCCGGGGGAGCGGCUCACAGCCCUCCCACCUCACAGCCUCUCCCAGGAAA
Molecule: messenger RNA, 6480 nt
Organism: Acomys russatus (golden spiny mouse)
Lineage: Eukaryota; Metazoa; Chordata; Mammalia; Rodentia; Muridae
Gene: Myo18a
Product: myosin XVIIIA
Cellular component (GO): myosin complex
Molecular function (GO): cytoskeletal motor activity; protein binding; ATP binding
Source: RefSeq, a predicted model, not a curated record